AUGCAAUAAUAAUUAACAUCUCAAGUUAUUUUAGAUCGUAAUCAAGAAUUCAAAGGAGUUGAGUUUCAAUUCAACUCUAGAAAGAUUGUUGUCGAAAACAUCGAUCCUCUAGAGCCAUUAUCAAAAUAUAUUGAUGCUGAUAAGCUCAAUGAAAUUCUCAAUUUCAAAAUUGAGGAUCCUAAGAAAGGCGAGGAAGGCAUCAAAUUGAAUUAACAUAUUAAAUAUUAUGAUUUUUCAAGACCUCCCACUGGUAUUCCUAAAAAGGCUUUUAGGGCAUAUAGUGCAAUCGCAAAGAAAAAGAAGUGAAUGCAUAUCAUAAUUAUUAUUUUGGCUAUUCUAGAAAUAUAUUUAAGCA
This is a messenger RNA of Paramecium tetraurelia, 355 nucleotides long. RefSeq lists its product as uncharacterized. The transcript has 2 exons. Lineage: Eukaryota; Ciliophora; Oligohymenophorea; Peniculida; Parameciidae. The record is from RefSeq and is a predicted model, not a curated record.